GCCGCACAUAAACACUGAGCAAACUUUCAUUUCAGUUUAGAAAGUGCGCAGGAGCCCACGACGUCUUCUCAGAUACUUGUGCUCACACACUGUUUUCCCACAGCCAUGAAAACACUUCUACUUGCUGCACUGGUCGCCCUGAUUCAUGGCAGUUAUGCAACUUUGGUCAUUAAAGGGCCACCUGAGCCAGUUGUGGAGGGACAGAUGAUCACACUUGAGUGUCGAUACACAGACGCCGACCACAACAUCAGCCAGGUCCACUUCGAGGUCUUCUCCAAGUACAUGCAGAGCUGGCAUUCAGUUACGGAGAGAUUUUAUUGCUACAAUUCAAUGAGGACCUACCAGACUGCAGACAGUCUAGUCCUGUCUAUUCCCCGUACAGGACGGUACUAUGAGGGGCCCUUCCGCUGCGUGUCCGAUUCCGAAAAUGUGACAGAGCCGAACAACUCCUCGGAGCCCCUGUACUUCAAAGUGCAUUAUAUGGGAGAGCUGUCACUGUCCAGGGAAGGCUACACCGGCUACCUGGGUGUCCCGCAUGAGCUGAAGGUGCGACUCGGAGACGACGUGUUGGUGAAAUGCUCUGCCAGUUCAUCUGAAGAGCCGAACUACUACUGGUACAAAGAGGGAAGCGACUGGAUUCUGCCCUCCUCUUCACUGAAACUGUCAAAAGUGAAUGCGAUGGAUGAAGGACAGUAUACUUGCUCAGCUGAGCAUCCAUCUGUGGAGUUCCUCAGCAAGAAACGCACUAUCAGCAUUACUGUAUUGCCUGAGGAUGCCCACUGGUAUGAGACAAGUGAUGGCCGUCUCAUGUUGAUGACCUCUGCAGCAGCUGUGGCUCUCAUCGUGUUCAUCCUCUCCAUGAUCGUGUUCCUGUGCCGCAGAGCCAAACAGACCAAGACCAGCAAGGGACCUAUUGAUGACCGGUCUCAGAAAAAGCCCAUCUACAGAGCAAGUGUGGAGUCCUUACCCUCCACCAGCGGAGACAAACAGCCUCUGGUGUGACUGCAUAGGCAGGUGGAAGGAGAAUGGAUGGAAGGGCGGCCAGAAAAAUAAAGAAUGUCAUAAAGCAGUAAAUAGGAAAAUUGGGAGACAUUAUAUGGGGGAAGUACAAUCAAAAUCAGCAGCAAGCUGGGUAUUUAAAAAAAAAAAACAACUGAAGGGCAAAUGAUUGCUUUAGAGAUGCCUAAGCUGCUUAGCUUGUGGAUGCAUGCUGCAGUUAUGCAUCUUGGACAAAAAGGUGGGCAAUUUUCUUUUCAUGUAUGCUGUAGCUUGAAAAAUGGGGAGCUACAUUCUUAGAAAAUGAUGAUGAGGAUUCUACUCGCAGCGCUGUAAAGAUGCCGCAUUCAGUUCUCUUCUUUCGGCUGUGCACAUAAUUGCUCAGCUGUGUAUUGUGAAUGAAUCAUUUGGGUGAUAGGACAAGG
This is a messenger RNA of Archocentrus centrarchus (flier cichlid), 1421 nucleotides long. RefSeq lists its product as uncharacterized. Gene Ontology annotation, cellular component: axon; plasma membrane. The record is from RefSeq and is a predicted model, not a curated record. The coding region runs from base 106 to 1002 and encodes 298 amino acids. Gene Ontology annotation, molecular function: cell-cell adhesion mediator activity. Gene Ontology annotation, biological process: dendrite self-avoidance; axon guidance; homophilic cell-cell adhesion. Lineage: Eukaryota; Metazoa; Chordata; Actinopteri; Cichliformes; Cichlidae. The transcript has 7 exons.